AUGGUUAUGGUUUCUGCUUUCAUCUUCAUUGGGUUUCUUCUUGGCGUGGUUGUUGUUGUUGGUGUUGAAUUUCUUGGUUUCCUGUGGAUCCUUAAACGACUGCGUUGCAAGAUUGACAGUGAUAAAGCUAGAAUUUCAUCAAUAUCCCGAAUUGGUAGUAGUAAUAGUUCACAAUUUGAUGAUUCUCAACAUUCUUUCAAAAAAGAGAUUGUUCAUGUGAUUGAUAUUGGAUUUCGGUUUGGCUUUGGCUUUCUUCAGGGUGUGGUUUGGGUUUUAGAACCAGAAAAGGUUUCAAAGUACUUUGUGGAAAGGUCAUCAAAAGAGGUGAAAAAGAAAAAAGAACUUUUUGAGGUUUCUCCUGUUAGGAAGUAUGGUAAAAUCAAUUAUCAGUCACUUGUUCUCACUGAACCUGAUGGAUUGGAUACAGCCAUUCAACUCAAGGGAUGCAUUGUUGAAGCUGUUUCUGCCACAAGCCUUCCUACAAAAAAAUGGGCAAAAAAGUUCCCUAUCAAAGUGGAAAACAAGACCUCUGUGAUAUACCAUGGAAGCAAAACUCUUUACGUAUAUCUUGAGACUUCAUCCGAGAAAGAGGCAUGGUGUAAGGCCCUUCGAAUGGCCUCAUGCAAUGAGAAAGAAAAACUCCAAUGGUUUUCCCAAUUGCAAGAAGAGUUUCGUAGUUAUCUGACAUUGUUAAAUACUGAAUAUUAUUCCUAUAUGAAACCGUCAGUAGGAUCAAAUUUUGAAGCAAUAGAAAGGGCUACUAAGACGGAUGGCUCUUCCUCAAAGGUUCGUCAAUUUUUGAAAAAAAUUACAAGAAAAAGUUCUCGCGUUGGUUUGGAUAACAAAUCAAGUUGGACUUCGUUGUCAGUCCGUGAAGAUAAAAAAAAAACUGAUAAGCUUCGUGCUUGUCAAGACGCAGUUUUAGCCACUAGCUUCUUGAAAAGUGCUGCAGCAGCUAAUCAUCCGAAAAGUUCAAUGUCAGAUGAUGCUUCACUAUCAUCUUCAUCAUUGUCUCAUUCAGGAAGGCAAAGUCAAUUUUCAACAUUGUCUCAUUCAGCGAGCCAAAGCCAAUGUUCUGUCUGUUCUGACACCGAUGAAAAGUUUGGCAUUGAUGAAGGAACAUUAUGUUGGAAUUUGUUGAUUUCCCGACUCUUUUUUGAUAUCAAAGGCAAUGAGCAAAUGAAGAAAUCUGUACAAGAAAGAAUUCAGAGGACGUUGUCCAACAUGAGAACUCCUGCUUAUGUCGGUGAAGUCGUCUGUACAGACAUCAACUUGGGGAAUGUUCCACCCUGUAUCAUUGGGAUGAGGGUUCUUCCGAUGGAAAUGAGUGAGGUAUGUGCCUUAGAGGUUGACAUUGAAUAUUCUGGAAGUUCAAUAUUAGAAAUUGAAACAAGGCUAGAAGUUUGUGAACUGGAGAAAGAGGGCUCAAAUCCCGAGUUAAGCAAGGUUGGGUCUGUCCCAUCAGAUAUUCUUCAAGAUUUUGGAUAUUUUGAUAAGCAAUUAGGUCUUGCCGAAGGAAUGAUUGAUUUGCAAGAACCUAAAGAAGAUGGUGACCGGAAGCAAUUAGGUCUUGCAGAAGGAAUGAGUGGUAAACAAUUAGGUACUUAA
This is a messenger RNA of Vicia faba (fava bean), 1608 nucleotides long. The record is from the annotation of a GenBank genome assembly. Lineage: Eukaryota; Viridiplantae; Streptophyta; Magnoliopsida; Fabales; Fabaceae.